CCAGUUGGCCUUAGACCGAUACUACGAUAGAUAAAAUUACUGACCUCAAUAUUAAACGUAUACAAACAUACACGUUUGUAUUGUUGCUCGUAACUCCUAAAUUGCGGGACGGAUUUUGAUAAAUAAAAUUAUUCUUUUGUUUUCUUGUAACUUGUGAUUCAGUUGUUCGUUAGUUUAUAAUGUGUUGUUUAAGAUUUUAGUGUGUAAGUGUAUUAGUGUUUCGUUCGUUGUGCCAAGAUGUUUGCGAUUAUUGUCUCCUGUCUGCUGGUGUCAGCUUGCCAUGGUUCCACCUUGAGAAACAGAAGGUUCCCUGAUGACUUUAUCUUCGGUGUCUCCACAGCCGCUUACCAGAUUGAGGGAGGGUGGAAUGAAGAUGGCAAAGGCGAAAGCAUCUGGGAUCACUUAACACGUACCAACCCUACCGCCGUCAAAGACGUUUCUAACGGUAACAUCGCUGCUGACUCCUACCACAACUACAAGCGUGAUGUCGAGAUGAUGAGGGAGUUAGGCCUGGACGCUUACAGGUUCUCCCUCUCCUGGGCUCGGAUCCUCCCUACAGGCAUGGCCAAUGAGGUCAACCCAGCUGGCGUCGCCUACUACAACAACCUUAUCAAUGAGAUGAUGAAAUACAACAUCACUCCAAUCGUUGGCCUCUACCAUUGGGAUCUUCCCCAAAAACUGCAAGACCUAGGAGGCUUCACUAAUCCUCUAAUAGUCACCUGGUUUGAAGACUACGCGAGGGUUGUCUUCAGGAGUUUUGGAGACAGAGUCAAGAUGUUCAUCACUUUCAAUGAACCUAGAGAGAUCUGUCUUGAAGGAUAUGGGUCGACAUCUAAAGCUCCUAUCUUAAAUUCCACGGCCGUUGGAACCUAUUUGUGUGCUAAGAAUUUGUUGAUGGCUCAUGCUGCAGCUUACCACAUUUAUGAUAAGGAGUUCAGGUCUAGUCAAAAUGGACGAUGUGGUAUAACAAUCAGUGUUCACGAUUAUGCUCCAGCCACUAAUUCUACUGAAGAUGUUUUCGCUGCUGAGGUAGCAAGGCAAGGAGAGUGGGCAUUAUACGCAGAUCCAAUUUACUCAGCUGAAGGAGGAUUUCCAAAAGAGUUAGCUGACAAAAUUGCUGUGAAGAGUGCUCAGCAGGGCUACCCUCGGUCCCGUCUGCCAGCAUUUACUGAAGAAGAAAAGGUUUUUGUCAGAGGAUCUUCAGAUUUCUUUGGACUGAACCACUACACUGGUUACCUAGUAUCAGCUACAACGCAUGAGUUGGUCCCUAAGCCUUCAUUAUGGGACGAUAUGGAUGUUAGAAUGUAUAAGAAUGCGACUUGGCCUAAAUCUGCUGCAUCUUGGCUUGCGAUGGCACCAAACAGCCUUUACAAUGUGAUGAUCCAUUUGAAAGCCAGAUACAAUAACCCAGUGAUCUACGUCACGGAGAAUGGAUGGUCCACCAGGUCCCAGGGUGGACUUAUAGAUGAUGACAGGAUCAGGUACUACAGGGCUGCUUUGGAGAAUGUCCUGGAUGCCCUGGAUGCUGGAGUCAACCUCAAGGGAUAUAUGGCAUGGAGCCUCAUGGAUAAUUUUGAGUGGUUGCAGGGUUACACCGAACGCUACGGUUUAUACCAAGUGAACUAUUCGGACCCUAUGCGCACGCGCACCCCCAGGAAGUCAGCGUUCGUGUACAAGCACAUCAUCAAACAUCGCGCCGUGGACUAUGAAUACGAGCCGGAGACCAUGGUCAUGACUAUCGAUGAGGGACAUUGAAUGGAAAAAUAAAAACAGCUCGACGUUAGUGGAGGAUUUGCCUUCAAUAGUGUUCUAUUGGCAGUCAAAGACUUAAUAGAUUAAUUAAUUAGUUUGUUGUAAAUAUUAUAUUAGUAUAUAUUAUUAAACAAACCCUCUGUAAUUUUAUUGUAACUUUCGUGAGACAUACUAAAUUUAGUUUCAAGCCACCCUAGAGAUGGUAGUUCCUCGUCAAACAGUUACGUGAGUAAGCCGAUAACAUAUAAUAAUUAAACCAUCUGUAGUUUCUGUGUAAAAUAACAAUUAUAAAGUAGAAUAACAGACAGAAGACAGUCACUUCUGAAGAAAUUUAGAAACACCAGAAAUAUAGUUCUCUGAAGUCAUUACUAGAGACAUCUAUCUGCAAUUUUGAGAAUUAUUCAGGCUCAAAUAAUAUGAAAUAAAUGAUAAAAGAUU
Messenger RNA from Spodoptera frugiperda (fall armyworm), 2190 nucleotides. RefSeq names its product myrosinase 1. The transcript is spliced from 6 exons. Lineage: Eukaryota; Metazoa; Arthropoda; Insecta; Lepidoptera; Noctuidae. Bases 238 to 1755 code for a protein of 505 amino acids. Gene Ontology annotation, biological process: carbohydrate metabolic process. Gene Ontology annotation, molecular function: beta-glucosidase activity. The record is from RefSeq and is a predicted model, not a curated record.